Melampsora larici-populina 98AG31 is the source of this 3179-nucleotide messenger RNA. RefSeq lists its product as uncharacterized. Lineage: Eukaryota; Fungi; Basidiomycota; Pucciniomycetes; Pucciniales; Melampsoraceae. The coding region runs from base 85 to 2619 and encodes 844 amino acids. Gene Ontology annotation, molecular function: ubiquitin protein ligase activity; protein binding. The transcript has 11 exons. Gene Ontology annotation, biological process: ubiquitin-dependent protein catabolic process. The record is from RefSeq and is a predicted model, not a curated record.
AUUUCCUCUUUACCAUCAUCAUCUUCAUUACCAUCAACACUCAAGCUCAACAAUCGAAUUCAAAUCAAUCAAUCAACCCUCAGGAUGUCGAGCGGAUCUGCCGCUCCUAACCCACAGCGUACCAAGACUGUCAGACUCACAGUCGUUGCGGCUGAUGGUCUUAGUAAGAGAGAUGUCUUUCGACUUCCUGACCCUUUUGCUGUCGUCAUGGUCGAUGGUGAUCAUACCAAGACGACUUCAGCAAUCAAAAAGACAUUGAAUCCUUAUUGGAAUGAAAGCUUUGAUAUUCAAGUUAAAGAUUCAUCAGUUGUCACUGUACAAAUCUUUGAUCAAAAGAAAUUCAAAAGAAAAGAUCAAGGAUUUCUAGGUGUUAUCAAUAUUCGAGUCUCUAGUGUCUUGGAUCUCGAUCUGGGCGGUGAUGAAACCCUCACUCGUGACUUGAAGAAGUCAAAUGAUAAUAUGGUCGUUCAUGGCAAGCUGGUUGUACAUCUCUCUACCAACACCUCUACUCCCAUUCGCAAUCAACCUCAAUCAACUCCACCAACGAAUGAAAGCAGUUCUAGUCUUCCUCCUGUUGCCAACACUCCUAGCUCACUCACUCCAAACACUACCAACGCUUCACCAAGUUCUACAUCACCUGGAUCGAUCCCACCCUCAGCUGACAACGCCACCCCAUCUCCCAGCAACCCACCUCCAUCUUCUACAGCUGUGAGCCAUCCGAAUAAUCCAAAUGCAAACCCUUCUACCGUCACUGGUAACUCGAGCACCAAUCGAAACUAUUCAACUACCGAAGAUCAAUACGGUCCUUUGCCCACUGGCUGGGAACGCCGUGUCGAUCACUUGGGUCGGACUUACUAUGUUGACCACAACACUCGAGCUACUACUUGGACUCGACCUCCACGAAGUGCGGAAGCGCAAGCCAGUCAACAGAUCACUGCUCAAGCUAAUGAUCGUCAACGAAUGAACAACCGAACUCUAGCCGAUGACCUUCUCGGUGGUACUGAGGGCGCUUCAUCCGGCUCAAGUCCUGCGAUCACCCCCACUCCCACUGGAAAUGGUGCUCCUGGAUCUAGCUCAAGUGGUGCAUUGGUGCCUUCCAGUUCGACUUCUACCCCACCUCCCAAUAGUGGUAGUGGUGCGGGUUCGACCUUGAACACUGGUGCUACUACCGCAGGAUGGGGUCCACUCCCAGCCGGAUGGGAGCAACGAUUCACUCCCGAAGGCAGACCUUACUUUGUGGAUCAUAACACUCGCACCACCACCUGGGUCGAUCCUCGUCGCCAGCAGUUACUUCGAGUCAUGGGUCCCAAUGGCAACAAUGUUCAACCUCAACCUGUUUCUCAGCUUGGGCCACUACCCUCAGGUUGGGAGAUGCGAUUGACAUCGACUGCCAGGGUAUACUUUGUCGAUCACAACACGAAGACUACCACUUGGGAUGAUCCCCGCUUGCCUAGCUCACUCGAUCAAAACGUACCUCAGUACAAGCGUGACUUUAGACGAAAAUUGAUUUACUUUAGGUCUCAACCUGCUUUACGUCCUAACCCGGGACAAUGUCAUGUUAAGAUCCGACGUAGUCAUAUCUUUGAAGAUAGUUAUGCUGAGAUCAUGCGACAACAACCGAAUGACCUCAAGAAACGUUUGAUGAUCAAAUUCGAUGGUGAAGAUGGAUUGGAUUACGGUGGUGUUUCUCGUGAAUUCUUCUUCUUGCUUUCGCAUGAGAUGUUCAACCCGUUUUACUGUUUAUUCGAAUAUUCAGCUGUUGAUAAUUACACAUUGCAAAUUAACCCUCACAGUGGUGUUAACCCCGAGCAUCUGAACUACUUCAAGUUUAUUGGACGUGUCUUGGCACUUGCUAUCUUCCAUCGUCGAUUCUUGGAUGCGUAUUUCAUCACCAGUUUUUACAAGAUGAUCUUGAAGAAACGUAUUCAACUCGCUGAUAUGGAGAGUGUAGAUGCUGAAAUCUUCCGAUCCUUAUCAUGGAUGCUUGACAAUGAUAUUACAGACGUGAUUGAAAAUUCAUUUUCGGUUGAAGAUGAGAAAUUUGGAGAAGUGGUCACGAUCGAUCUGAAAGAGGAUGGUCGAAACAUUCCGGUCACAGAAGAAAAUAAGAAAGAGUAUAUUGAUCUAAUCACCCAAUGGAGAAUUGAAAAGAGAGUAGUAGAUCAAUUUAAAGCUUUCUUGACUGGAUUCAAUGAAUUAAUUCCACAAGAUUUAAUUAAUGUGUUUGAUGAAAGAGAAUUAGAAUUGUUAAUUGGAGGAAUGAGUGAUAUCGAUGUAGAUGAUUGGAUCAAACAUACUGAUUAUCGUGGAUAUCAACAAGAUGAUCAAGUUAUCAAAUGGUUUUGGCAAGCCGUUCGAGCUUGGCCAGCCGAGAAGAAAUCAAGAUUAUUACAAUUUACCACUGGUACAUCAAGAAUCCCGGUUAAUGGAUUUAAAGAUUUACAAGGAUCUGAUGGACCUAGAAGGUUUACAAUUGAAAAAGCAGGAGAAAUUACACAAUUGCCUAAGUCACAUACUUGUUUUAAUCGAUUAGAUUUACCACCUUAUCCUAAUUUUGAUCAAUUGGAACAAAAAAUUACAUUUGCUAUUGAGGAAACUUUAGGUUUCGCUGUGGAGUGAAAAUCUCCUUGGCACUGCAUCGUCUUCAAGACUCAUUCUCAAGAAUUGCAAGGAGGGAUUAGAGUCGAGUGGGAGUAGGCUGUAUGCGGACACGGAAGGAGCAAAAUAUACAUGAGUGUAGUCGGAUUGAUUUGUAUUUACGAUAGUAUGUUGAUGUAUUUGAUUGAUCUUACAUAAUUAUAUAUAUUUAAAAACCAUAUAUAUCUUAUGAUUGGAUUUUUUUUAUUUUGAACUUUUCUCUUUUGAAACUUUUUUCUCGAUUUUGAUUUUUUACCUCAUCAUUUACAGAAAUAAAAAACUGUUUUUUUCAUUUAUAUUAUCUUUUCCUACUUUUAAAGCAUUCAUUUAUUAUCUUCUUUCUCUUUCUUUUAUAUACUUCAACUUUUUCUCACAGAAGAAUUUUUUUAUGAAUAUUUUCUUUGUUGUUUGUUUGAUAGAUAGAAAUUUAUUUUUCUUAUUUGAUUUGUUAGGUUUUGACAUUACAAUUUUUUUUAGUUUGGUUUACAAAUUUUUUGAAUCCUUUGAUUUCCAAGUUCAUAUCAAGAACUUGUUGCAUUGGG